Molecule: messenger RNA, 1320 nt
Organism: Dermacentor andersoni
Lineage: Eukaryota; Metazoa; Arthropoda; Arachnida; Ixodida; Ixodidae
Source: RefSeq, a predicted model, not a curated record
AUGCAGAGGAUGGAAUGGGAACUGUCAAAAUACGUUUUCGCCCUCUUUAGACACUUCAAUGGGGCGCCGUUUCAGGGACUCAAAAGAUUCGCCCACAAAGGAUUCCGUCUUUGGACGUUUCGGAACGACAUCGGCCUUCUGAAACUGGAAUCGCCCGUCGACAUUGAGGGUUCAGAGGGAUACAUCGGCACCGUAUGCCUUCCUCCCAAGGGGUACAAGAUCAAAGGCGACAUCGUCAUCGCUGGCUGGGGAACAACGAGAGAAGGCGGCUACACCUCGGACGUGCUGCAGGCAGUGUCCAUACCCACGGUCGGUGACGGCACAUGCUACUACCGCUACUUCUCCUUUUGGUCGCUCUUCCUCGGCGGCAACAUCCACUACGACAGCAUGUUCUGCGCCGGUGAGAGGCGCGGCGGGAAGGACUCUUGCCAGAGAGAUUCAAUCUUGGAGCGCCUGUUACUGAUGGCGUCUUAUCUGUCGAAAACUAUUCUAUGUGCGCGCCUCUCCCCACUCUUAGCAACGCUUUUAUGGUCUAUGCAGGGAGACUCGGGAGGACCCGCAGUGCAGUACGUUGAUGGCCGGGCUGUGCUCGUCGGCGUCGUAUCCUGGGGUGAAGGGUGCGCCCGCGCCGGGAAACCCGGAGUCUACACUGAGGUGCCGUACUUCCUCGACUGGAUUCGCGAACAGAUGGCAUCCUCACCAGACGAGGAGGAGAAGAAACCCAGCACGAGCACUCCGGUCCGAACUAGUGAAAACGCCGAGACUAGGUCCAGCGACGCGGGACCAGCGGAACCCAGAACGACGGAGCCGUGACCGAAGAACCGCUUGAGACAGCAGUCUAUGUUCCGGCUCGUCCGAAAAGUGCGCCGAUCUUUUAAACCUCCAGGGACUACACAAGAGCGGAAGACAAGACUACUUCGUGUUAACGGACUAUGUGUAUGCUCGCCAAACGUCCGCUUCGAAAAACCCUGAAAGUUUCACUGUCCACAGAUGCCGACGUACCUGCGGUGUCUUUCGCAUCCGUCGCAUUUGUCAAGCCAAUCUCUGCAUGAACAUUUAACAAUGAAGAGUGCGUUGGGCGAAUAGUCGCAAGAGUGAGCGCUAAUCAUGUGUAUCCGCUGAAUCUUCUAAUUCGCACAAAUUUUGCAUUUGGUUUCUAGUAACUGCACUGCUGAGGGCUUCAACGUUUCAAGCGCGGAUGGAGGGAUGAUUGCUACGAGCGUCCCCUUUGAAACGGGGCCGUGAGUUGCACCACGAAUCUCUUGUUCUUAUUUUGCCUAAUGUCCUACCUAUCUUUAAACACACGCAUGCACACGCACA